AUUUCAAGAGGGUAUCGAAAAACGCGUGGCGCUGUUUAUUAUUGUUUUUUUUUUUUUCUUAUUCUAUACCGUCGAAUCCAUCGUGAAUUUGUCUAUAAAAUAAAGUUUCUCCAAGAAAAAUGGUGAACCGACGCAAACCACCCGGUGGUCGCGGACGCCGUAGCCAGCAGUUUCUCUCAGCGGCAGUGAAAAAGCAACGACGCAAGGAACGUGCCCAGCGGGCACCAGUUUCCCGCUUCAAGAAAAACCUGAAACACAUCGAGCGUAGCAAGGAGGCAAAUGAGGCUCUCCGAAGGCAGCAGGAUGCGGAACGGAAAUACAAGACCAAGAUGAAUGGUCCAACGGAUGAGGACCAACUGGCUGAAGAUGGUUUACUAUCGAGUGACGCGGCGGAGGAUGAGGAACGUGAAGAUGAUUUUGAGGUUCUGAUGAAAACUUUGGACAAAGGUCGCAAAGGUGCCGGUAAACGGGAGGAAGCGAUCGAAAGUGAUGAGAGUGAAAGUGACGAGGAGGAGGAACAAAUGGAGGCGGAAAGUGGUGAGGAUUCCGAUGGCGAAAGUGGCUCUCAAUCUGGUGAGUCCGGUCAUGAAACAGAAGACGAGGAACAAGCUCUUCAAGGUGAUCCCUAUUUGGCCCACGUGAGCUUCAAUAUCAGUAAUCAAAUGUUGGAAUCACUGUCAGCCGAUCCGAUUGUGGUGCAGAAAAGUACCAUCAAAUUUAAAAAAUUAGGUCAAUUGAUGGUGGAGAUCCCUAAAGAUAGUAGGGACAAAACAAAAAACAGCCUGCUUUUGGAGGAUGACGAAACUUACGCUUCCGAAGGGACGAUUCCUAAGCUGCUAGAUUCCAGCGGUGAGUUGCAUCUAAAGGAGAAGAUUAAACGUCACUUGGAUGUUCCGUUUUUUAACGAUCUUCAAACGGAAUGUUUUUCGGUGCUGAACAACUAUCAGGAUUUAUACUAUCCGGCAAGGACUUUAAACAACGGUGAGGAAAUCCGUUUUGUCUACUGUUUGCAUGCUUUGAAUCACAUACUGAAGGCCACAUCUAAAAUAAUGCAUCAUAAUUUAAAACUAGCUGAAGCCGCCUCCCGCAGCAAAAAAGGAAAAAAGAAUAAAUUGAAAAUGGACGUUCCCAUUCAAGAAUACCGGGAUCAGGGUUUGGUUCGUCCUAAGGUGCUAAUAGUAGUACCGUUCCGAAGCGCAGCACUUAAAGUGGUAGAAAUGCUGAAACAACUUUUCGCUGGCGACGAUUCGAAAGCCGUUACCAACUACAAACGCUUUCAGACGGAGUACGGCGGUGACACGUUGUACUUUCCCAAGCACAAUCCAAAGCCGGAAGAUUACGAGCGUACGUUCGGUGGAAAUACGGACGAUAACUUUCGCAUUGGAAUCUCGUUCAGCAAAAGUUCAAUGAAACUGUACACUAAAUACUACAACUCGGAUUUAAUUGUGGCUUCACCCCUAGGGCUACGCAUGACCAUUGGAGCGGAAGGCGAAUCGGAACGGGAUUAUGAUUUCCUUGCUUCGAUUGAAUUGUUAAUUAUGGAUCAAUCGGAAAUUUGUCUCGCCCAGAACUGGGAUCACGUGAUUCACUUGAUAGACCAUCUUCAUCGGCAGCCGCAAAGUACCGAGCACUCGGACUUCUCCCGGGUUCGCUACUGGUGCCUUAACGGUUGGUCCCGAUUCUACCGGCAAACGAUUCUACUGGCUUCCCACGAUCUACCGGAAUUUCGAUCGAUCUUCAACAACAAAUGUGUCAACUAUAGAGGAAAAGUUCGGAUCGCUAAUCCCGUAAAAAGUGGUUCUAUUCGGCAUGUGGUCGUGCAAGUGCCCCAAACCUUUCACCGCGUUGACGUAAAAUCCUUGGAGCAAUCUUUCGAUGCCAAAUUCAUGCACUUCACAAGCGUUCUACUGCCUCAGCUUCGAUCGAUUACGAUGGCACGCUGUCUGUUGUACGUUCCGUCCUACUUUGACUACGUCCGGUUGCGUAAUUUCUUCAAGAAGGAGGAACUAAGUUUCGUACAAAUCUGCGAGUACUCGAAGGAUGCCAAAAUUGCCCGAGCUCGAGAUAUGUUCUUUCAUGGUAGCACUCACUUCAUGUUGUAUUCCGAGCGGUCGCAUUUCUUUCGUCGUCCUCGCAUCAAGGGAAUCCGCCAUUUGGUGUUCUACCAACUGCCAACCUAUCCGUCGUUUUACGCAGAGAUGAUCAACCUGAUGGCCAACGAUUAUCAGAACCGGAAGGAUGGAAUCGAUGCCAGUGCAAUGACUGUUACUGUACUCUACACCAAGUACGAUUUGCUACGGCUUUCAGCGGUCAUUGGAACCGACCAGGCGGCCAAACUAGCGGCCAGUCCCAAAGCAGCACACACCUUCACCACCCUAAAGUAACAACUAAUACAGUCAAACCCGUGUAGAUUUCUAAAA
Molecule: messenger RNA, 2420 nt
Organism: Wyeomyia smithii (pitcher-plant mosquito)
Lineage: Eukaryota; Metazoa; Arthropoda; Insecta; Diptera; Culicidae
Product: U3 small nucleolar RNA-associated protein 25 homolog
Exons: 1
Coding region: 120-2384 (754 amino acids)
Biological process (GO): maturation of SSU-rRNA from tricistronic rRNA transcript (SSU-rRNA, 5.8S rRNA, LSU-rRNA)
Cellular component (GO): small-subunit processome; nucleolus
Molecular function (GO): rRNA binding; U3 snoRNA binding
Source: RefSeq, a predicted model, not a curated record